Messenger RNA from Lagenorhynchus albirostris (white-beaked dolphin), 1500 nucleotides. RefSeq names its product desert hedgehog signaling molecule (gene DHH). Gene Ontology annotation, biological process: multicellular organism development; cell fate specification; intein-mediated protein splicing. Gene Ontology annotation, molecular function: calcium ion binding; patched binding. NCBI's taxonomy places the organism in Eukaryota, Metazoa, Chordata, Mammalia, Artiodactyla, Delphinidae. The record is from RefSeq and is a predicted model, not a curated record. The transcript is spliced from 3 exons. The coding region runs from base 231 to 1433 and encodes 400 amino acids.
CCCACGACCCCCCUUCCCUGCUAUGAUGGCCGGUCAGUAGCGGGUUCCAGACCCCCCGGGGGUAUGUAGGCAGAGCUAGCGGCAGCCAGGUGUGCUGAGCCACAAGAGCUCUAGGGCACUCUGGGGGCAGCUCUGCCUGCUGCGCUCUCUGGUGCAGGGGGAGAUGCCUAACUGACGAGCGAGCUGGUGAGGACAAGAACGUUCCCUUUUGGCCCGAGUCCGCUGCAUCCAUGGCGCUGCCGGCCAGUCUGGUGCCCCUGUGCUGCUUGGCACUUCUGGCGCUGCCGGCCCAGAGCUGCGGGCCGGGCCGGGGGCCGGUUGGCCGGCGCCGCUACGUGCGCAAGCAGCUCGUGCCGCUGCUCUACAAGCAAUUUGUGCCCAGCGUGCCCGAGCGGACCCUGGGCGCCAGUGGGCCGGCCGAGGGGAGGGUGACAAGAGGCUCUGAGCGCUUCCGGGACCUGGUGCCUAACUACAACCCCGACAUCAUCUUCAAGGAUGAGGAGAACAGUGGUGCAGACCGCUUGAUGACCGAGCGUUGUAAAGAGCGGGUGAACGCGCUGGCUAUUGCGGUGAUGAACAUGUGGCCCGGAGUGCGCCUACGGGUGACCGAGGGCUGGGACGAGGACGGCCACCACGCUCAGGACUCACUUCACUACGAAGGACGUGCCCUGGAUAUCACCACGUCCGACCGCGACCGCAAUAAGUAUGGGUUGCUGGCGCGUCUGGCAGUGGAAGCCGGCUUCGACUGGGUCUAUUACGAGUCCCGCAACCACGUCCACGUGUCUGUCAAAGCCGGUACAGUACGGGAUAACUCACUGGCGGUCAGGGCAGGCGGCUGCUUUCCGGGAAAUGCCACCGUGCGCCUGCGAAGCGGCGAGCGGAAGGGGCUGCGGGAACUGCACCGCGGUGACUGGGUGCUGGCGGCAGACGCGGCAGGCCGGGUGGUGCCCACACCCGUGCUGCUCUUCCUGGACCGGGACUUGCAGCGCCGGGCCUCUUUCGUGGCUGUGGAGACCGAGCGGCCCCCGCGCAAGCUGUUGCUCACUCCCUGGCACCUGGUGUUCGCCGCUCGAGGGCCUGCGCCCGAGCCAGGCGACUUUGCACCGGUGUUCGCGCGCCGGCUGCGCGCGGGGGACUCGGUGCUGGCGCCAGGCGGGGACGCCCUUCGGCCUGCGCGCGUGGCCCGAGUGGCGCGGGAGGAAGCCGUUGGCGUGUUCGCACCGCUCACAGCGCACGGGACGCUGCUGGUCAACGAUGUCCUGGCCUCGUGCUACGCGGUUCUGGAGAGUCACCAGUGGGCGCACCGCGCCUUUGCUCCUCUGCGCCUGCUGCACGCGCUGGGGGCGCUGCUUCCGGGCGGGGCCGUCCAGCCAACUGGCAUGCAUUGGUACUCUCGGUUCCUCUAUCGCUUGGCGGAGGAGCUGCUGGACUGAGCGCUCCAGGCAUAGAAACCUCGUGGCAUCCGCCUAAACGGGAGUGUGCGGGCUGAGAUCUGGAGAU